AUGCCUCCCCUCAAGUCAAAAGGCCAAACUGGGGACAAAAAACCGAAGGCCGAGGAGGUAAAACCAGAAACCAAACGGCAGAAAAACGAGAAGAACUCUGAAUCCAAGACCACCCAGCCGUCGCCUAAAGGGAGCAGCGAAAGCAGCGACGGGGAGGCGGAGGUGUCCGAUUCACUGAAGGACCUGAAGAGAGACACGGAGGGGCCGACAGCGGAAGAGGAGUCCGAUAAAGAGCCCUCGCAGAGAGCGGAGACGAGGAGCGCGACGGAGGAGGAACCAGACGAAGAGGACCAUGCAGAGGAGGUCCCAGAGUCUGAGGCGGCCCACAGCGACAGCAGCGAUGGAGGAGAGGAGGUAAGGAAGGAGCGCACGCCUGAAAGACAAACCACUGGUAGAGGCGUACGCGGUGGACGCAGACAGUCACCGCGGGCCACCGAACCUCCGCAGCGACAGAGAGGCAGGAUGUUUAAGAAAACAAAAGCAGAUAAGCAGGCGGAGAAGGCUGAGAAGGCGAGGGCCAAGGCGGAGACGCAGAGGGCUGAAAAGGAAGCCAAACAAAAGGCAAAGGAGGAGAAGAAGAAUAAAAAGAAGAAGAAGAAGCAGGGGGCCAGCGCGGGGCCGGAGAAGGUCGAGCCGCCGGAAGGUCCGAACAAAACUGAAAAAGCAAGGAGCAAAGCACAGCUCCUUCUCCUGGCCAACAAAACCAAGAACAUCAAACAGGUGACCGUUGCCUCAGACACUGAUCCCGAUGUGGAAGAAGAUGAGGAGGAGGAGGAGGAGGCAACUCCGACCUUAUUGCCGGCCACCAAAAGCCGAAGCCAGCUGAUAAUUCUCAAAGCCAAAAGCACAAAACUCAAGACCAGCCUCCUGUCCAAAGCAGCGAAAGAGGGCCAAAGGGAGGCGGGCUACCCCUUGGUGAAUCCCAGCGAGGAAGCGUCAGAAGGUGAGUCCAACAAGGCCAAUGAACGCUUGCUGGCCCGAAAGAGAGGCGUGGCCACUCUCCGUCGAGUGUCCGGCUGGAUCAAUAAGAAAAUCCCCAAAAGCUUCACACUGAGGACAAAAAUGGUUCCUUGGUGCAAAGUCAUCAGCAUCUCCAACUGGAUCUCCCUUCGUGCCCUCAAACCGAAGGAUGGGACCAGAAAGUCAAAGGGCAACUUCCUCAAACACAGGAUGGCUAUGAGAAUGGCAAGUAAAACCAACCUGUCCAGUGUGAGGAGCAGGAGCGAUGGGAAGGACCGGCGGUCCACAGAGAAGGCCGUUCCUCAGGGACAGGUUGGGGAAGGAGGGGACGAGACGGUCCCUGUAGGGGACAAGGAGCUAGAGGCCAAGUACGCCGUGGUCCUCCCCAGGAUUAACAAACCUGGACUGGCCAAAGCGCUAACGGUGGCCUCCGCCCCUACAAACAGCACCCUGACACUAGGUUCGGCCACGCCUUCAACCCCCAAACCUCCUAAGCCAGGAGCCCGCCUCGUGCUGCCUGUAAAACCAGACCUCAGCCUCUUGAAGUGCAUCAAGAAGCCUGUGUUAGGAGGCUCGACGGCCGGUGGCGAGUCCGUGGAAGGGGGCACUGUCUCGGGUGUCAGAGCGACCGCGGCUCCCUCAGUGCCCGAGGGAUCGUCUGACAUCCACGCGAGAAGCCGUCAGGCCCCCUUGGAAAAUCAAGACGGCGUCAGCGUGCUCCAGGCGGCUCGAGGGAAACUGGGAACCCGUAAUCUCAACCUGACCAAGACCUCCCUCUUGGGGGGGUCCUCUCCCGCCUCGGGACCGGCCCGGCCUCGGGGGCCCGACCCAGAGAGGGAGGCGGCGACCAGGGGGCCCAGGGCCACAGCUGAGGCGGUGGUUCAGAACGGAGGGACGGGGAGGAUGGGGGCGGGAGCCACCUAUGAGGAGGAGGCAGACCGGGAAGUGGCCCAGUUGAUGUGUGAUGACGAGGCCACGUAUGCCGCCGGCCAGCCGGAGAUCCACUGGGCUGGGUGCGCGCAGAUGACCGGAGACCCUCAGGACUGGCUGCGGGGGGAGAACCUUCUGCCCCACCAGACCGUGGAGAAGCUGACCAGGCGGACGGUCUACGACGACGACGACCGCGGGCGGGGCCUGACGGUGCCGGCACACAACGGCAGAGGACCCUGGGAGUCGGAGGACCCCGCACAGGACAUGCUGGAGAGCCGACUCAACAGCACCCAGGUGGUGAUGGCAGGCAGUGAACAAGCGGUAGAGGUGGAUGAGGUUGAGGAUCUCGCCCAGCUUGACGAAGUGUGUGAGAGCUCUGUGCUUCUGAACCUGAAGAAGAGGUUUCAUCGAGACUGCAUCUACACGUACAUCGGCGACAUGCUGAUCUCAGUGAACCCCUUCAGGCCUCUCCAUAUCUACACCGAGGACAGCCGUCUGCAGUACCAGGCCAAGGCGAAGCACCGCAACCCCCCUCAUGUGUACGCCAUAGCGGAGGCUGCCUUCACACACUCACAGAACACUGCCCAGGAGCAGUGCAUCGUCAUCAGUGGCCAGAGUGGAUCGGGGAAGACAGAAGCCACCAAGCUGAUAAUCCACUACCUGUGCUCCAUGUACCAGGGCAUGCAUGACAACCUCCGCCAGCCCACGGAGGUGCUUCCCAUCCUGGAAAGUUUUGGAAAUGCCAAGACCAUCCUGAACAACAACUCCAGCCGCUUUGGCAAGUACCUUCAUAUCCACAUCCUCCAAGGGGUUGUCGUAGGGACCUCGCUGUCCAAAUACCUCCUGGAGAAGUCCAGGGUGGUCUUUCAGGCGCGGGAGGAGAGGAACUUCCAUGUGUUCUAUGAGCUGCUUGCCGGCAUGAAUGACUGGGACAAACAGGAGGUAUACCUGCAGGGAGCAGAAACAUACUACUACCUCAACCAGGGGGGUGCGUGUGACCUGAGGGGGAAGCAGGACAAGCAGGACUUCCAGCUGCUGGUCCGCUGCUUCCAGACCAUCGGUCUCCACGGCGACCAGAUCUCCACCAUCUGGGCCAUCCUCUCCUCCAUCCUGCAGCUGGGCAACAUCUGCUUCAGCUCCUAUGAGAGCGACUCCUUCGAGGUGGCCCGUAUCUUCAGCGAGGCCGAGGCGCGGCGGGUGGGCUCCCUGCUGCAGAUCUCCUCCGAGGCCCUGCAGACCGUCAUCACACACCGGGUGACCGAGACUACCUAUGACCGGAUAUACUGCCCUCUGUCGGUGGAAAGUGCCAUAGAAUCCAGAGAUGCCAUUGCCAAGGCGCUGUAUUCCGUGCUCUUCGAUUGGUUGAUGGAGGAGAUCAACGAUUGGCUGAGCCCCAGUGAGAUGGACAGCAGUGUGGGCGUGGUGGACAUCUACGGGUUUGAGGAUCUGGGCGUGAACAGCUUCGAGCAGCUCUGCAUCAACUUCGCCAACGAGCAGCUGCAGCAUUUUGUGAACAACGCCGUGGUCGCUCAGGAGCAGGAGGAGUACAACUCGGAGCAGAUCCCCUGGUACCCCAUGCAGCUAAAGAACUCUCACUCCUGUCUGGAGCUCAUUUCCUCGCGGCCGCACGGCAUCCUACGCAUCCUGGACGACCAGACCAGCCUGCCCCAGGCCACAGACCACACCUUCCUGCAGAAGUGCCACUAUUACCAUGGCAACAGCCCGUACUACGCCAAGCCCAAGAUCCCUCUGCCGGUCUUCACCGUUUACCACUAUGCCGGCGCGGUCACCUACCAGGUCCAUAACUUCCUCAACAAGAACCACGACCAGUUCCGGACAGAGGUGGUUGAGCUGUUCGCCCGGAGCCGGCUCAAAACGGUGUCCGCGCUGUUCCGGAAGCUUCAGGACGGCUACGCGCAGCAGAGGGAGCUGGGCUGGAGGGGGAGGGGCCUCCGACAGCAGCCCGCCACCGUUGCCUCGCACUUCCUGCAGUCGCUGAGCGAGCUCACGACCCGUCUUGAGAGAUGUAAAACCACUUUCAUCCGUUGCUUCAAGCCAAACUAUGUCAAGCUGCCCGGUAUCUUCGACGUGGACUACAUGUCGGCCCAGCUGAGGCAUGCUGGGAUGCUGGAGACCAUCCACAUCAGGAAGGAGGGCUUCCCGGUCCGCAUCCCCUACGCCAGCUUCAUGGAGAGGUAUGGUGUGCUGUUGCCCGUGCGGACCGAGGGGGUGUCGGACCGGGACCAGACCGUCUCCGUCCUGGAGAUGUUUGAUGCCGAGGAAGGGCAGUAUGAGCUGGGGGUCACCAAGGUGUUCCUGAAGGAGCGUCUGCACCAGCAGGUGGAGGAGAAGUGGAGCAGCACCCAGACCUGGGCGGCCGUCACCAUCCAGAGGAACAUCCGCGGCUUCAUCUGCCGCAGGAACUUCCGCUUCUUCAAGCAGAAGGCCAUCGUCAUUCAGAGCCACAUCCGCGGUCACCAGGCCAGGAAGUACUACAAGAGACUGAAGCAGUCCUUCACCCAGUUCUGGGCCACCAUGCUUAUCACCAGGAACACUAUCAAGAGACGACACUGGAGGAAGGUAGCGUGCACACGCACUCACACACUCCCACGCGCGCAUGCACGCACACACGCACACACACAGAUACGCACAAACGCCCGCACGCUCAAACAAUGGGACGUAUCCAGAUGUUGGUUGGCUGACGGGACUGCCCUCCCUUCUCUCUGUGCUCAGAUAAACAAGGAGAAGAGCAGACUGAAAGAAGCCAGCAGGAAGAAGUCCAUACCUCCCGGGAUGGACGUGGGAAUGUUGGAGAUCCCGGCGGAGCUGUCGGCGAGGCUACGCGGGGCAGCCGGUCAGCAGCACGCUUCCAACGUGACGGAGGUGGCGCCCCCACUGGUGAAGGCCGAGAACAGACUGACGCUCCCGGCUGACGUGGACAGCUACCCGUUCUCCCGCUACGCCCUCUCCGCGCUCCAGGACACAUGGAGCCAGCCUCACGGCUACGCCCUGCACCGACCCCUCACCAGCCUGGACCCCGACGACGCCCACACAGCCCUGGAGCUCCACAAGCUGAUCAUGCGCUUCACCGGCGAGUCGGAGCUCAGCGGCUGGCAGGAGCAGCUGCUGGGGAACUACAUCGUGGAGAAGGCCCAGGCCCGGCCGGCCCUCCGGGACGAGGUGCUGGCCCAGCUGGUCCACCACACCUGGGGAGAGGAGGGGCAGGCGGGGGCGCUGAGGGGCUGGCUGAUGCUGGCCUGCUGCCUCAGCGCCUUCGCACCCUCGCCGGCCAUGGACAAGCCCCUGCUCAAGUACGUGUCGGACCGCGGGCCGGGGGAGUACCGGGCCCUGUGCCAACACAAGCUGCUGAGCUACCUGCAGCUGCCCAGCCCCGCCCCGCGCCUCCAGCCCCCCACCCAGCUGGAGUGGACCGCCAACCAGAGGAAGGGCAAGAUGGUGCUGGACGUGGAGACCUUCAACGAUGAGAAGUUGACCUCAGAGGUGGAUUCCUGGACCACUGGAGAACAGCUGGCCUCCUGGCUCCUCUUGUACAGAGGCGUGCCUGAAGCCCCCCUGGGCUGGUCUGUGUCUCUGCUGAACGACGACGGCUGGUCGGACCUGGCCGGCUGCGACUUCGUCAUGGACCUCCUGUCCCAGGCGGAGGAGGACGCCUCGCCGCUCGGAGACUACAGCUACAGAGGAGGAGGAGGAGGAGGAGGAGGAGGAGGAGGAAGGAUGGAGUUCACCGACCAGGAGAGCUACAUCCCCGCGGCCCCCGCCAUGCAGGCCCCCCGCCUGCCCAUGUCCGGUGACGCGUGGAGCCGAGAGCAGCCGGGGGCGGCACGUGUUCGCCAAAUGGACGACUAUGUGGAUGACCUGUUUGACUCUGUUCUGGAACCAGGAACCCCAGACAAUGAGAGGGUGGCCAUGUUGAACCGAAGGAUGAGAGGAGCUGGAGGAAUCGGACCAAUGCAUGGGAUGUAUGGAGCUGGUAUGCCUAUGACAAUGCCAGGCUAUCCCGCUGGGAUGCCAGUCAACCCAGCCAUGCAGGGCUACGGUGGAAUGCCUAUGAUGCCAUCCAUGCCAUCCAUGCCAUCCAUGAUGAUGCCCCAGAUGGCAAUGCCUGCACCUCUGAUGCAGAUGGAUCCAGCCCAACAAGCUCUGAUCAACCAGCAGGCCUUGCUCAUGGCCCAGCAGAUGACCACGCAGGCCAUGUCUCUCUCCGCGCAGCAGCAGCAGGCCCAGCAGCCCAAGGUUAAGCCCAUAGCGGAGCGGUUCUCCAGGGACCGGGAGAGCGAGAGAGAGGAGAGGGAGAGGAGGAAGGCACGUAGCCCCUCGACCUCCCCUCCCCGCCCUGUGUCCCGGCACAAGGUGUCCCCAUCCAAGCACACCCCGAAAACCAAAAUCCGUGAGCCUCAGCCGGAGAAACACGUGGACGACUCUGAUCCAGAAGACCCAGAAAACUUUAGAGACAAGAUGAAUUACUUCCAGAAGCAAGGCACUGAGCCCUCAGCCAAAGCCCCGCCCUCUAAGCCUGCUCACUCCCCGGCAAGAAAACCCUGGAAACCGCCCGCCUCCUCCCCUCCAGCUCCCGCCUCCCCACCCCCAUCCCCAAAGCCCCCGGCCCUGCGCCACCACUCCCCCCCGCCCCAGCGACGCCCCUCAGUGGUCCCCUCGUCCCCCCAGACCGAGCCCACCACCAGCAUCCGGGACAUCAUCAAGAUGUACAACAGCCGCCCCGCGCCGGAGCCCAAGCCCUUUGAGCCCGUCAGAGUGCCUGGCCGCCAUUUUGUCAAGAAGAACGACCCCAAGGAGGAAGCACUGGCCAUUCUCAAAAGUAAAGGACCUCCACCAAAGAAACAUUGGCACCCGCCCCCGCCCCCGCCCAAGGCCCCGCCCUCCCCCACGGCCCCCCGCUCCAUCUCCAACAGCAUGCGGGAGAAGCAGGGCUUCCUGGCCAACCUGUUCGCCAACAAGCUCGCCCAGAACCCCCCACCGGCGCCACCGGAGCCUCCUCCAAACAGCUGGAGUCCGCCCCCCUCCCCGCCGCCGUUCAUCCCAGAAGCGCCCUCCAUGGCGGCCCCCUCUCUAAAUUCGAUGCCUGACGACAGCGGCAUCCGCACACAGCUCCACCGCUUCAGCGCCAGCGUCUACUUCUCCUACUCCGCCAUGAUGGGGAAGCUGUUCAUACGCAAGGAGGUGUUCUAUCCCAGAGAGAAGUUCAACCAGCAGUACGUCCUCAACCUGCUCUGUGAACAGAUCAUGCGGGACACGUAUUCAGACAGCUGCAUAAGGAUCAGCCGAGAGGAGCGCAGGAAGAUGAAGGACCUUCUCGGGAGUUUCCACGUCGGCACCAGCAUCAGCAGCAUCCAGGACGACAGCAUGAAGAAGAGGAUCGUCAUCGCAGCCCGCGACAACUGGGAGAACUACUUCACCCGCCUCUUCCCCGUAGAGGCCGGCAGCGGGGACACCCAGGUGCUGGGGGUCUGCCACCGGGGGGUCCGCCUGCUGAAGGUGGUCAAGGCCUCAGGGAUCAACCCUAAACACCUGCAUCUGCUCCGGAGCUACAGUUUUGCCGAGAUGCUGUCUGUAGGGCUGAGCCAGAGCAACACUGUGGAGCUGGAGGUGAAGAACGAGACCAUCCAGCUGCAAUCACCAAAAGCCCCGCAGAUAGUCAGCAUGAUGCAACUCUUCCUCAGGGAGCUGAUCAAGGACUCGAACCAUGUGAUCGCCUGGAAGAGCUACAUCACAGACGACAAGAGUCUCCUCAGCUUCUCCAGAGGGGACAUCAUCCAGCUGCUGCCAAUGGAGAGGCUGCAGACAGGCUGGCGCUUCGGCACCUUUCGGGGCCGGUCCGGGCUCUUCCCCGACGAGCUCACCCAGCCGUCCGCCGCCCCGGACUACCACCACGUCCACCUGGAGCGCCGGGUGGAGAGGAGCAAGAGCAUGAGGGCGCCCGCCGGAGCCCACGGUCAGCGGCCCCGCAGAGAGGGCUCCGUCCAGGGCUCCGUCCAGGGCUCCGUCCAGGGCUCCGUCCAGGGCUCCGUCCAGGGCUCCGUCCAGGGCUCCGUCCAGGGCUCCGUCCAGGGCUCUGAGAUGGAGCUGGUUCAGCACGGCCUCAUUGGGUUCGCCACCAGGUUCUUCAGGGUGGACACCGACGGCCUGCCAAAGACGGGGCGUGACUUCGCAGACAUGGUUCAACAUUCAGAGCCCAUACAGCAGUCCCUCAUCUUCUACAAUGACCCUGAGAACAACAGCAAGGCGGUUCUGUGUUUCACCAAUGUGAUGCAGUUCAUGGGAGAUAUGGCGCUGAAGAAGAAAGGAACUAAGGCGGACUGCCUCACUCACAUCCUAUCGCUCGGAAAUGAGAAGGAGUCGUUGAGAGAUGAGAUCUACUGUCAAGUCAUGAAGCAGAGCACGGGAAACCCCCAACAAGAGAGUUGCAUGCUGGGAUGGCAUCUGCUCCAACUGGUGACUGGUUUCUUCCCCUGUUCCACUACCCUGCAGCCGUACCUCAACCAGCACCUCCAACACAUCACCCAGGACCCCUCCCACGCCUACCACGAGCUCGCCAUCGUCUGUCAAAACAACCUGCUCCAGUCUCUGAGCUACGGCGGCCGCCGCAACAUCCCCUCACGUGUGGAGAUUGAGGCCACCCUGGCCGGUAAAACCACCAGAAGAGUUCCUCUGCAUCUGCCGGGAGGGGUGGAGUUCCCUCUGACCAUACGCAACUUCGGCGUGGUGGAGGAGAUGGUGGCAGGGUUCUGUGCGGAGAUAGAUGUGGUGAAUCCAGCCGAGCUCCGAGAGUUUGUCGUCCACGUUAACCGCGUCAAUGGUGGUGUGCUGCGAACCCUCAACGUGGCAGAGUACCCCUUUGACUUCCUGUUGGACGACAACUCCGUCUUCCUGUCGCUGCGGCGUGUCCUCUGGGAGACCCCGAUGAACUUCAACAACGCCCUGUAUGUGGAGUUCCACUACCAGCAGUUACGUGGGGACUUCCUGGACGGCAGUCUGAUACUGCCCUAUGACAGCCCCUCCAUGGUCCAGCAGCUGGCUGAGCUGUCGGCCCUGGAGCGAUCGGUGCAGGGUCUCCCCGGCCCGCCUUCACUGCAAGAGCUGAAGGCGCACCUCCCAAAAGACGACUUUGUCGCCAGCAACCUCAAGGACAUCCACGCUCUCUCCCCGAACCAGAUGGCUGCCGUGGCAACGCUUGGUCCUGAAGUCGCCAAGAUGCGAUUCAUUGAUCUCCUGAGCACCAUGCCUCUGUUUGGCUCCAACUCCUUCCGGGCCGUGAAGGUCAGCAUUCGCAGCUGCCCCUCCCCCUGCCUGGUGGUCGUCAACAAGGAGGAGGUGGCGUUCGUGCACCCCAAAACACAGGUGCGGAGCUUCGCCGUCGCACUAGCAGACGUGCAGUCCAUGCGAACGAUCCGGGCGAAGAAGCACGACAAGAUCCCAGUGGUGGAGAUAAACUACGUCUACCCAGGGGGGCAGCCCGAGAAAAUCACCAUCCACCUCCAGCAGGCCAAGGAGCUGUGCCAUAUACUCGCUGCAAUCAUUGAAGAAUAUGUGCGGCCAUCUUCCAACGUUUAGCUCUAUACACCACCUGAGACCGGAGACAGCAGAAACAGCAGUUGUCACGAAUUCCAUCGGUACUUUGAAGAACAUGACAUGAGUCUGUCAACUUUAGUUAUGAAUGGCCAGCUGUUUAUUCUUUGAGACAUGCAUCAUUUGUUUAUCUAAUUCAAUUGCAUCCAAAUGGUAUACAUGGGUUCUCGCAGAUUUUAAUAAGUUAUUUAAAACGUUAUUGCAUUAUAAUGAUUAAAUUAAUUAAGUAUAAUUUUUAAUUAUGACUUAAAUGUACAUAAGCUGCACUUCAUAAAUGUACUUUAGGGAAUGUAUUGUUAAAUUAUUAUUAUGUUAUUUGACUGAAUGCUCGAAUUUUGUAUCAAAUCAAGGCCCCCAAUGUUUGAAAGUUAAAUUAACUUAUUUCAAUUGAAUCAACUUUAUUUAAUGAUGUUCACCAGUCUAAAAUCCUCUACAUCAUACGAUUUUUAUUUCACUAAAGAAUAACUAAUUUAUUCGUAAUUUAUAAGCAAAAAAGUAUUGGGCUUACAGUAUACUACGAGUAAAUAUUUACAUCAUGUUUACUGAUUAUUUGAGGGAAUUGUUAAUAAUUCACAAUGAUGAUUGAAUGAUUCAUAAAUAUAGAUGCAGUGGAGGAUUCCACUCGUUUUAUAAUGAUUUUGUUGAUAUUUGUAAAUCUUGCUUUACAAUUUGUUGAUUUAACUAUACCAAGUAAACUUCACUCAUAAACCUGCAGCACCUUAUAUAAAGUCGCUAAAUGCAGCCCUCUAGUCAAAGAGUAACAUUUAUUUUCAAUGCAUUUCACGUCACAUCAAUUUAGCAAUUUAAGGACAGGUAAGCUUGCCAAUGUAUUCAGAUGCCUGUAUGACAUGAACGGGUCACUCUGGCACGCUCCCCGGUUGAAACACAUGGAGGUGGAUGAGAAGCUGCAGACUGCAGGGGGCCAAAUGUCUAGUGGUGGGACGGCCUUAUCUUCUUUCCUUUUGGGAUGGAUUUUCCAGAGUAACCUAUGUUAGCAUAAAAAAAAAACGGAGGUACAUGUAUUUUCUCCCCCCUCAUAAAUGUAAUGAGAUUAUUAAUUGUCUUCAUAUGAGCUUGUGUUACACCCGGAGUCCACCAGGUGACGCUGUUAACACACAUUGACAAGGCGUGUGCUAUGACAGCAUGCGACAUUGUUUUGUUUAAACCAAUAUAGGUCCAUGGUUUUAACCAAGGUAUCAAUCACCAUAUAGCCUACUCUAAGGAGUCCAAAGGUACAAGCCUUAUCAUUUUGUGAGAUUAUCUCAAACUUUAUACCAUUUCCAUAUCCAUUUCUAACGUACCAGCUCAGCUAUUCUAUGUUUUAUUUC
Molecule: messenger RNA, 10823 nt
Organism: Gadus chalcogrammus (walleye pollock)
Lineage: Eukaryota; Metazoa; Chordata; Actinopteri; Gadiformes; Gadidae
Gene: myo15b
Product: myosin XVB
Exons: 68
Coding region: 1-9480 (3159 amino acids)
Cellular component (GO): myosin complex; cytoskeleton
Molecular function (GO): ATP binding; cytoskeletal motor activity; protein binding
Source: RefSeq, a predicted model, not a curated record